Messenger RNA from Oncorhynchus tshawytscha (Chinook salmon), 4385 nucleotides. RefSeq names its product transcription factor RFX3-like. Gene Ontology annotation, molecular function: DNA-binding transcription factor activity, RNA polymerase II-specific; RNA polymerase II cis-regulatory region sequence-specific DNA binding. The record is from RefSeq and is a predicted model, not a curated record. Gene Ontology annotation, cellular component: nucleus. Gene Ontology annotation, biological process: regulation of transcription by RNA polymerase II. NCBI's taxonomy places the organism in Eukaryota, Metazoa, Chordata, Actinopteri, Salmoniformes, Salmonidae. The transcript is spliced from 17 exons. The coding region runs from base 163 to 2460 and encodes 765 amino acids.
AGGUUGCGCCCGGUGAGUUUUAUAGCAACUGUUGCCCUGUGAGGCAGCGCCAUAGUCACCGUAGUCCUGGCGACUGUAACCCACCAACAACAACAACCUCUCGUUCCAUCAUUACCACCACACCAUCCUCAUCCUCAUCAACCAGUCCUCAGCCCAGGCGCUAUGCAGACCCCUGAGGCAGGCGCUGAAUCCGCCUCCACUGUCCACACCGCUGUGCCUGUGCAGCCUGCAGGCUCCGCCCAGCAGGUGUCCUCUCAGGCCCAGACUGUUCAACAGGUUCAGCAUGUAUACCCAGCACAACCGGUGCAGUACGUGGAGGAGAACAGUGGCGUCUAUACCAACGGGAACAUACGGACAUACUCGUACUCCGAGCCCCAGCUGUACAGCCAGAACAGUGGAGGGAGCUACUUUGACACGCAGGGCAGCUCAUCCCAGGUGUCCACGGUGGUGUCAUCCCAUGGCAUGGCCAACAACGGAGGGGGGAACGGGGGGCUGACCAUGGGUCUGGCUGGGGGGCAGAUCAUCAGCAGCUCUGGGGCCUACCUCAUCGGGGGCAACACCAUGGAUAACUCUGCCCCCCACCCAGCAGCCCAGACCACCCGAGCCUCCCCGGCCACUGUGAGUAUUGAAAUGGCGAUUGAGACGCUCCAAAAGACUGAAGGUUUAUCCAGUCAGAGAAGCUCACUACUCAACAGCCAUCUGCAGUGGCUCCUGGAUAACUAUGAGACAGCGGAGGGGGUGAGUCUGCCUCGCUCCACCCUCUACAACCACUACCUGCGCCACUGCCAGGAGCAGAAGUUGGACCCGGUCAACGCUGCUUCCUUUGGCAAACUCAUCCGCUCCAUCUUCAUGGGGCUCCGCACGCGUCGCCUGGGCACACGAGGGAACUCGAAGUACCACUACUAUGGGAUCCGGUUGAAGCCGGACUCUCCUCUCAACAGACUGCAGGAGGACAUGCAGUACAUGGCCCUCAGACAGCAGCCUGUCCAACAGAAACAGAGGUUUAAGCCGAUGCAGAAGGUUGAUGGUGUAUCUGGGGAGAACUUCUCAGGCGGAGGCCAGCACACCCCCAGUGCAGCGGAGCAGACUGUCAUCGCACAGAGCCAGCACCACCAGCAGUACCUGGACACAUCGCGGGCCCUGCCAGACUUUGUGGAGCUGGACCUGGGAGAGACCAACGUGGACAACGUCAGCCCAGACGACAUCAAAGCUCUCCAGUCACUCUACAGAGAGCACUGUGAGGCCAUUCUGGAUGUGGUGGUCAACCUCCAGUUCAGUCUAAUAGAGAAGCUGUGGCAGACUUUCUGGCGCUAUUCUCCUUCUGACUCAGUGGAGGGCACUACCAUCACAGAAAACAGUGGUGUGAGUGAGAUUGAGGGCCGUCUGCCCUGCUGCAGACUGCUGGUGCUCUGUAGGAACGAGGCUGUGCUCAAGUGGAUGAGUUCCUGUGACCACCUGAUGUACCAGGCCCUAGUGGAGAUCCUCAUCCCUGAUGUCCUCAGACCCAUCCCCAGUGCCUUGACUCAAGCCAUCCGCAACUUUGCCAAAAGCCUGGAAGGCUGGCUCAACAAUGCCAUGAACACCAUUCCACAGAGAAUGAUCCAGACCAAGGUUGCCGCUGUUAGUGCCUUUGCUCAGACGCUGCGUCGCUACACUAGUCUGAACCACCUGGCCCAGGCAGCACGCGCCGUGCUGCAGAACACCUCCCAGAUCAAUCAGAUGCUCAGUGACCUCAACCGCGUCGACUUCGCCAACGUGCAGGAGCAGGCGUCGUGGGUGUGUCAGUGUGAGGAGGGUGUGGUUCAGAGGUUAGAGCAGGACUUCAAGGCCACCCUGCAGCAGCAGAGCUCUCUGGAGCAGUGGGCUGCCUGGCUGGACAACGUGGUCACCCAGGUCCUACAGCCCUUCGAGGACAGGCCCAGCUUCCCCAGGGCGGCACGACAGUUCCUGCUCAAGUGGUCCUUCUACAGCUCCAUGGUGAUUCGGGACCUGACCCUGCGCAGCGCGGCCAGUUUUGGCUCGUUCCACCUGAUCCGCCUGCUCUACGACGAGUACAUGUUCUACCUGGUGGAACACCGCGUCGCCCAGGCAACCGGUCAGACACCUAUCAGUGUCAUGGGAGAAUUUGAUGACCUCAACGCCAUGUCACCUGCUAACAUAGACAAAGACGAGGUGAGUGAGAUGGACAGUGACCUGGAGGAGGACAUGGAGGAGUCCGGGGAGCCGCUGGCAAAGCGGGAGAAGGCUGAGGUGGAACAUGAGCAUCAGGUGAUCCAGGUGAUUCAGGUGGGGGCUCUGGAGGACCGCAGUAACCCCGUGGUGGGGGUGCUCCAGCCGGGCAUCCUGCACUCCCUGCCCCAGCCCCCCCAGAACCAUGCUGAGCACAUCCUCACCACCUCCGCCGCCACCACCACCAUCCGCCACUGCAGUGCCACCGGCAACACCUACGCCUCCGUCUGAGAGGGAGAUGACCCCCCCCAGGCAACCUCUCCUCUCUCUGUCUUUCGCUGUCACGCACGACUGUACUGUCCCCUCUGUCGUACGCUGUGUUUUCUCUGCACUCGUCUAGACACACUCCUCCCCCCUCCACCCUGACCAGUAAGGGAGUGUGAAAAACAUCACAACCACAGCUGGCGUCACACAAGCAGUGGAUGGAUGAGUAGAGCUAGACGGGAAUGUGGAUCUGCUGGGGAGAGUCAUGUGGACGGGCUGUCUCUGUCUGUCAUGUGGCUGUCCUCUGGGUCAGGGAGGGGGAUUGGGAGGUGGGGGGUUGUAUAGGCGUGAGACACUGGCUGACCCUACUGUAGCUGUGUAGAAGGGAAGGUGUCCUUACUUAGAGAUUCACAUAUUUCCUGAUGUUUAAAAGCUCAAAUCCAAGCCACCAGUCCCAGAAGAACAACGGCAUUGAUUGACAGAAAACACUUGGUUCUCUCUUAGAUUGGCUUGUUUAGUAUAUAUCUAAACAACCACACAGGUGCUAUUCUCUUACACUACCAGAUGUUCAGACAGAAUUCAGUUGAAUGACAUAGUAUUUUUUUAAAGUCAUGAGUCUUGCGAAGCAUUGUUGAGAUAUGACAUUUGGUGGAUUAUGAUUUGCUUAUUGCUUGUAAUGUGUUGUUUGGCAUCCUAUGAUUUAUUGAGUAGUGUAUAAUUGUAGCCAUGAUCCCCUGAUAAGCACUAAUGGCUUUUAUCCAUGAAGUUAGUUCUGCCCAUGAAGGAAGACAUUCUGUUAUUUAUGCUGUUUACUGUGUAGAGACAGAGAGACGAGGUUAAACAGACAAGCUGUAGUACACCACUUCUACAACACUGGCUUUUCUACACAUUUCAUGCAUAGUGUGGGGUGUGCUUGACUUAUGGCCUUGGUUUGGUUGGGUUUAGAUGCUCGAUAGUGUGACAAAAUUACAUUAGUUGGAUUUAUUAUCUACUGAUAUGUUCUCAGUACAGUAGGUGUGUUUUUUUUGUAGGUUUCUUGAGUUCUGAAUGGACCAAAAACCAACCAACCAGAGGAAACUGGCAGAGCGAAAGAGAGCCAUCAUGGCCGCCACAGUUACCACGGCGAGGGUGCUGCGUGUUCUGUUUCCUGUCCCAACAGUGCCGUGUUGCAGAGCAGAGUGAAUGUCAGGGAUUCUAUGUACCUCGGCUUCAUCGUAGUGCCUUAACCCUUACUGCAGCUGUCCAUGUAGUCCUGACUGAUUGUGUGGUUGAGGGAAAGGAUAGCACACACACACACACAGACACACACACACACACAGAGACACACACAGCUCCUCUGCGUUACUGUCCCAGCAACAACUUUGUGUCUCUGGUGACUUGUGGCUGGAUUUGGGCUGGCUCAUCAGUGUUACUGCAGGGCUGGAGAGAUGCAGGUUCAGAGGUGCUUGUUGAGUUCUCUGUGCUGGUUCUAUGAAAUGUUUUGUUUGUUUGUUUGUACCUGCUCUCACUCUUUCCACACUCGAGGCCUGCUCCUGCUUUGGCCUCUGCUAUUGGGUGAAGUGUGUGUGCAUGUGCAGAUGGGAGGACUUGAUUGAGAUGUUGAUUGUGUGUGUAUGAAUGAGUCUGAACAUGUUUGAGCACACCCACUAGUCACCCUACCUCACACCAGUGUUGCCAGCCCGUUGACACGUACAGCACAGUCACCAAACUUGUUCUGACAUACUAACCGUAUUACUCCUUCAACGCUGCACACUAACAUUAUUUAUACAUGCCUGUUACACCACACACACAACUAAAAUACAGUCAUUUCAGCCCCUUCAGUUCUUAGUCCACAACGUCAUCACCCCUUAUUAUCUCCCUUCUAAAGUGCAUAUUUGUAUAGUGGACCAAAAGUAGAUAUUUUCUGAUAUUUAAAGAUAUAUAUAUAUAUAUAUAUAUAUAUAUAAGGAUGA